GUGAAAUCCCAAUUCAAGUUUGCGUGCAGUUUUAUAUCGCUGCGUUUUUAUAAUAAGGGUGUUAAUUGACGACUAAUUACCCCUCUUUUAUCUUGAAGAAUACUCUACAGAGGCGGACGACGUUUCUAUGCAAGGUGGUGCUCAUUCAAGUGCCGACAUGAGUCACGGCAACGAUGAUGAUGAUGCAGCAUUUGCAGGCUGUGCAGAAAAUGCCGACUCCAACCGCAAAUUCAAAUUAAAGCCCUCAAAGGCAUCUGGAGAGCCUCAACGACCACUGCAAGGAAAUACAAAGUCUCGCAAAAGACCAACGGCUGCAUUCUCGACUGGCGCUGAAUCAGAUCCAGAGGGAAAAAGACUAAAAACAUCAGAUUCGGAUGAUUUACAGUUUUUAUCACAAGAGAUCCCUUCAUUGAAGCCUACGAGUGGAAAAUACAUUCCAAUCUUUAAAAGCAGAAAGUCAAAAAUGUUCAUGCUUCAAAAAGAAACACUUCUGAACGCUGCUGCUCUUCCUACAGAAACUCAAGCGAUCAAUUCCACAAAACACUCCAUCGGUGAAUAUUCUAAACUGGAAUGUUUAACUCGUGUAGUCCCGGAAACGCAAAGCACAAGCUGCGAUCAAAAUCGUGAUUCAGAAUUGCAAGAACAAUUGUCUUCAAUGGUCUAUGAACAAGAGCAGCAGCACAUUGAUUCUGACACAGAAGUUCUGCUGCCAGAAAAUGGGACGGAUUCAACGAAAAUAAAAUUGGAUGAAUUGAACGCGAUAGAAAGUACAAGUGCAAACCAAGAAACAUCUUUCCUGAAUGAGGCGUACAUAGACAGUGUGGAGGAUGUGACGACCAGCCUGCUGACAAAAUCGUUGGCGGAAGUUGAAUAUGAGAGGCGUGACGAUGAGGUGGAUGUUGGUGUGGUACAUGUCGAUGAGGUCCAAAUUAAUCGGGAUGAACACUGCCAUGUUCAUUCUCAAGACCAGCGUAAACUUGAUUUAAAUGAAGAACUCAAGCGUGAUUCUCCGCAAGAAGAAAGGGCAGAGCCUGACAGAACGUGUGAUUUAGAUGCUAAAUGUGUUGGGAUUGCACUCAAUUGCCAGUCUGUGUAUCCCAUCCCAAUUGACAUUCCUACAGAUGUUGUUACAAAACCACUAUGUGUGGAUUGUAUUGUGGGAUUGGAUUCCCCAGUAAUACAAAAAGAAGUGUAUGGGAAAUGUCUGACUAUUGAUGAUAAUGAAGAAAACAAAAGCAAUUACCCAAGUCAGCAUGAUAAUACAGAAGGCAAUGAGGAAGACUGUGGUAGGACAAAUAUUGCUGAUGAAUGUCAAUUAAACGUUAAAAUUGGGAAUGGCCAUCCCACCGAGAUCUUACUGGCUAAUAGCAGUUUUGUACCUGACAUUGCCUCUGACAUGCAUACAAAUAUCUCGGCAAUAGACAUGAGCUUUCAUAACCAAACACAGACACUGCCCGAUUGUUUGGAAGAGCAUACAGAUAGAGACCAAAGUUCUAGAGAAAACAGCGGUGGCGUUGAGAAAACAUAUUCGGUUUCUAGUAACAGUCCGUUCACCUCAUUCAAAUGGGACGGAGAGUUUGGUUACACAUGAUGAGUCAUGUGGUACAGUUAAUGCUGAUAUAGAAAGCAGCAUUUUGGAGAAACUCCAAAUGCCUGUAACUUUUAGAAAUAAGCUGUCCAGAAAAGGACAGAAAGGUGAAGUGGUUAUAAGUGAAAGCAUUGUCUCAUCUUCACACCCCUUUGCAUCGGUUUCAAAUGCCGACAUGUCAGAUGUGCGGAAACAGCCGAACGCUGCAGAAUCACACAAGGUCCUUUCAAUAGAGGCACCCCUGAAUUUGCGAUUUGAAACGCUGGCAUCGACAGCCGUUGGUUUUCAAAACAAAAAUGCAGCGGUGGUUACACAGCAACAAAAAGAAAAGGACCCUUUUAGCGGUGAAACAUCUAAAAUGAUAUACUCUGAUGAUGGCACAGAAACAGUGCACUUGGGAUGCAUAAUAGCACAAGGCAAUCCAGAUUCAUUAGGUCUGAAUAACAAAGCUGAAAUCGGUCGGUAUUUCCAGCCUGGAAAAUGUGAAAAAUAUAUUGAAGAACGUAUUUCAGAUGAGCCAUUGACAAGUGAAUCUUGCAAAGGAAAAAAGAUAGUUCUGGGCAUGGAAACUACAGUACGUUGUGCUGCAAAAAAGCAUGAACAAUUACUGACUGAAAAAGAUGAUAAAAAAAUAGCAGGUGAAGCUCAUCAAGUCUUCUCAGCUGAAGAAUAUAAACAUUUUUCUAAACAUCAAAAAUUGUCAGCUCAAGAACAUCAAGAAUUAACUGAAAUAAGUAAAAAUGUAGCUGAUAAACAAACAAUUUCAGUGGAGCACGAACAUUUUUCAGCUGAACAACAUCAACAUUUGUCAGUUGAACGUCAAAAAUUAUCAACUGAGCAAAGUAAAGAAUUAUCAGCUGAUGAACAUGAAGAUUUAACAAAAGAUGAACAUCAAACAUUUUCAGCUGAUGAACUAAAAAAUAUAUCAGCUGAACAAUAUAAAGAAUUAUCAACUGAGGAAAGUAAAGAAUUAUCAGCUGAUGAACAUCAACAUUUAACAACAGAUAAACAUCAAACAUUUUCAGCCGACGAACUAAAAAAUAUAUCAGCUAAACAAUAUAAAGAAUUAUCAACUGAGCAAAGUAAAAAAUUAUCAGCUGACAAACAUGAAGAUUUAACAACAGAUAAACAUCAAACAUUUUCAGCUGACGAACUAAAAAAUAUAUCAGCUGAACAAUAUAAAGAAUUAUCAACUGAGCAAAGUAAAGAAUUAUCAGCUGACAAACAUGAAGAUUUAACAACAGAUAAACAUCCAACAUUUUCAUCCGAAGAACUAAAAAAUAUAUCAGCUGAGCAAAGUAAAGCAUUAUUAGCUGACAAACAUGAAGAUUUAACAACAGAUAAACAUCCAACAUUUUCAGCUGACGAACUAAAAAAUAUAUCAGCUGAACAAUAUAAAGAAUUAUCAACUGAGCAAAGUAAAGAAUUAUCAGCUGACAAACAUGAAGAUUUAACAACAGAUGAAUAUCCAACAUUUUCAGCUGACGAACUAAAAAAUAUACCAGCUGAACAAUAUAAAAAAUUAUCAACUGAGCAAAGUAAAGAAUUAUCAGCUGACAAACAUGAAGAUUUAACAACAGAUGAACAUCCAACAUUUUCAGCUGACGAACUAAAAAAUAUAUCAGCUGAACAAUAUAAAGAAUUGUCAACUGAGCAAAGUCAAGAUUUACCAACCAAUGAACAUACAGAUCAUCAAAACUUCUCAGCCGAUGAAAAACAAACAUUUCCAGCUGAACAAUAUGAAGAAUUAGUCACCGAAGAAGCGGGUAUGCCACCACAAAGUGUUUGCACCGAAAGGGACGGCUGCUUUGUUGCCAUGCCCCCUGCACCUGCAGGCAUCUUCAAACAAGAACCAUUAAAAGGAACUACUGUUCAUCCAAAAGCCGGCGACAAGAACUCGGAACACAGCCGCAAGUCGCACGCCGAAGCUAGUGGAGUUGUUGAUGAUUUGCUCUUACAAGACACCCAGUUGUGUGAAUUUUUCAUGAGCGAGCUCAGUGAAGACAAUGAAAUGCAGAUGAAUGAAAAUAUUGAAACUCCAAGCGAUAUCUACAUCCAAGAGAAAUCUUCAGAAAUUGUUGUGAACACUGGAAGAUCUACACAGACUGCUAAACUGAGGGAUGCCACUGACACAGUGUGUCGCCUGAUUAACGAGAUCUCAAAAAUAAACCGCCAGGUGCUAUCUGUCCACCGUGGACUGGAGGCAGCGAAGCAGCACAGAAGCUGGAAGGCCGACUUUUCAAACAGGAACACAAACGCCACAAGACCCAACGCUUUCCCAGCAAAUGCCACCUGGAAGUGAUGCACGCUGUCGAGUCGUGUCCUGGAGGGAAUGUAUAACCCACAUAUUCUUGGGUCUUUCGGUAAAGUCACGUAGAUAGGUUCAA
Messenger RNA from Lethenteron reissneri (Far Eastern brook lamprey), 3975 nucleotides. RefSeq names its product centromere-associated protein E-like. The record is from RefSeq and is a predicted model, not a curated record. Gene Ontology annotation, biological process: double-strand break repair involved in meiotic recombination. Lineage: Eukaryota; Metazoa; Chordata; Hyperoartia; Petromyzontiformes; Petromyzontidae.